Molecule: messenger RNA, 3870 nt
Organism: Panicum virgatum (switchgrass)
Lineage: Eukaryota; Viridiplantae; Streptophyta; Magnoliopsida; Poales; Poaceae
Product: putative disease resistance protein RGA3
Exons: 3
Coding region: 347-3601 (1084 amino acids)
Biological process (GO): defense response to other organism
Molecular function (GO): ADP binding
Source: RefSeq, a predicted model, not a curated record
UAAGCGGCACGUCAACUAGAAUUUCUUGACAGCCUCCUUCGCCGGCCACCCCCGCUGGAGGCAAGAAGUCUCGAGCAUUAAAAACUCAGGCGACGCCGCGGGGCGAUCGGAUGGAAGCUGCGACGAAGGCAACGCAUCUUCCGCGUGCCGCAUUGCGCUCGGCGGUAGUCCCAAGAUCUGUGCCGCGUUCCGGAUCCAGGGUGUUCGGCGCGGCCAAAGCUCUCGGCUCCUCGCCUUUCUUCGGUGGAGUGAGUCGCCCAAGCUCAAGGUUCCGGUGGGGUGGAGCGCACUCCUGCUACCUUCAAGGCCCCAAAAGAGAAAGUAUUUGAACACUUCCUAGUGAGUUAUGAUGGAGAUGGUUCUAUCUGAGUUUGCAAAACAAGUUAUCAUCUCACUCGGCAAUUUAGCCAGUAAUGAAAUCACCAAAAUUUUAUGCAUCAGAAAUGAGAUUGGUAGACUGUCGAUAAAACUUGACAGUAUGACAGCUAUCAUCAGGGAUGCAGAGCAGACAAUUGUGCAAAAUGAAACUACUAGGGAUUGGCUGAAGAGGUCACGGGAAAUUAUUUAUGAGGCUGAAAACAUAAUUGACCGAUGUAGGAUUGAAAGGGAGAGGCUCCAAACAUUACAACCGCAGGAAUGCAAUCCUUCAUCAGUUUUCAAGUGCUGCAGAGAUCUUGCCAUUGACUACAUAAUUGCAAGUGAUAUACAUGAACUAAAUCAGAAACUUGACAGCAUUUAUCAAGAGGGUGAGAGGCUCCAUCUAAAGCCAGCGCUGGAAGAUCAAAUAAGAUUAUACCAAAUAAGAUUAGAUCUUGAUGUUGCUCCAUAUCUAGAACCUGAUAUUGUGGGCAGAGAGGUGGAAAAUGACUGUAACAGUCUCAUCGAACUACUAAGGAGAGAAGACAUUCCUAGUCGUUCUAAUCGUCCUUUGUUUGCUAUUAUAGGAACAAUUGGUGUUGGCAAGACUACUCUUGCUAGAAAGGUAUACCACAAGGCAGAAACUAUGUUUGAGACCAGGGUAUGGGUGCAUGUCUCCAAAGACUUGCAGCAUAUGUCAAUGUGGUCAGGUGAGAGUUUCAGCAGAGGAGAGACAGCAGGACAACAAGCACAGUUGCGUACCUGGCUACAAGGUAACAAGUUUCUGCUGGUCAUUGAUGAUGUGUGGGGAGAGAAUGUUUGGGAUGGUCUGCUAGAGAUACAAGCACAACAUGGAAGCCCUGGCAGCAGAAUCCUUAUAACAACCCGUAAUGAGCGUGUUGCGAAGAGAAUGGGGGCAGUUCAUCUUCACCGUGUGAAGGGCCUUAACGAGGACGAUGGUUGGUGGCUGCUCCGUACAAGGGCCUUCCUUGAUGAGAGCACCGGAAACAUGCAGGAUAUUGGUAGGCAAAUUGUGCAAAAGUGCAAUGGCCUUCCAAUGGCAAUAAGGAGAAUUGGAUGCCUUCUAAGGGAAGUGGACCCCAAAGAAGAUGACUGGUGGAGAAUCUACUCCAGUGAUUUCUGUGGCCUUUCUUCAAGGAUAAGAAAUGCUAUCAAUAUGAGCUACCUUGGGUUGCCAUAUUAUCUGAAGAGGUGCUUUGUUUAUUGCUCACUAUAUCCAGAGGGGUCUGUGAUUUAUCGGCAGCGUAUCACCCAGCAGUGGAUUGCAGAGGGGUUUAUUGUGACCCAGCAGAAUACAAUGCACAGGUCAGAUGCAACUGUUGAAGAGGAAGCUGGAAAAUGCUAUGAUGAAUUGUGUGGUAUGGGCCUUCUUUUGCCAGAAAAUGGAGCUUAUGGUGCAGAGAGAUCAAAGAUGCCUCAUCUAUUCAGAUCAUUCGCACUUCUCCAGUCACAAGAUGAAUACUUUAUUGGCAAUCCUCAAGAUAUAGGUGAUGUUUUGAAACCAUGCCGCUUGUCUAUUACAACCGGAGGUGCAGAAGCGCUCAGAAAUGGUAUUAGAAAGUUGAAGUGCUUGAGGACAAUUAUCCUGUCUGGGAGUCCACUAAAUGACAGGGCCUUGGGUGAUAUUUUUCACAAGUUCACACACCUAAGAGUUCUAGACCUUGGAGAUACACAAAUCGAGUGUAUUGCUAGGAGUUUGGGAUCGAUGACGCACCUUAGAUAUCUCAGCUUUGCAAACACCCAAGUUAGAGAGAUUCCAUCUACAAUUGAGAAUCUUAGGAUGCUACAGUUCUUAAUUCUCAAGAAUUGCACUCGUCUGAAUACUCUUACAGAAUCUCUGGGGCGCCUUACAAACUUGAGAGCACUUGAUAUCUCAGGAGCUGGACUAAACCAAGUGAAAUUCGGAUUCUCCAUGAUGAAAGAACUCAACUGCCUACAAGGUUUUCUUGUAAGCCCAGGUGGUCCAGAAAAUAGAAAUGGUUGGUCAUUUCAAGAGCUGAGGUCCUUAUAUAAGUUAACAAGCCUCAAGAUGCUAAGGCUAGAGCGAACAAUAACUGGGGAAGAUGCAAGACAAUCAGAGUUGGAGGCGAAAUCUCAUCUCAAAGAGCUUGAGCUAUGCUGCAGCACUGUUGAUGGAAUAUCAGAAAUUAGUAGAGCUGCAAAUAUUAAAGAUGUGUUUGAAGCACUCAAGCCAGGACCUUCUAUUGUCUCUGUCAAGCUAGAAAAUUAUUAUGGCCAUGGAUUCCCAUCUUGGCUAGCCUCGACUCAUCUCCGACAGCUAAAGCGGUUGACCCUUGAUGGCUGUUUGUUUUGCCAAAAUCUCCCAUCUCUGGGUCAGAUGAGAAGUCUAAAAUUCCUAGCAAUAAAUGGUUCCAAUCUGUCUACUUACAUUGGCCCUGAAAUUCGUGGAACACCAGAUGACGGGGUGGCAUUUCCGAAGCUGGAGCAGCUGGUUAUUAGCAAGAUGAGCAACUUGAAAUCGUGGUGGGGCCUUGAAAAAAGAGAUAUGCCUUUACUCAUGAAUUUCAGGAUUGUUGGAUGCCCCAAGUUGGAUUCACUCCCUCACUGGCUUGAGUAUUGCAACGCACUGACAAGCUUGCAUAUUGACCAUGUUGAUAGCUUGGAAACGAUUGAGAACAUACCUGCACUUAAAGAACUCGAAGUUUGUGAGAACAAGCUGAAGAUGAUAUCAAACCUUGGAAAGCUUGAAGAUUUGAAAGUAGUGAAUUGCUUGAUUUUGGAUGUUGUGCAGGAUGUCCCUUCAUUGCGCACAGUGCAUUCAAAUGAAAGGAAUUCAACUAACCUUCCACAAUGGUUGCAGCCAGAAAAACCUUUCAUGCUCAGGAGACUGGAGAUUAUUGGAACUGAGGAGCUACUUGACAGCUGCUCCUCUGCAUCUGCCCCAUACUGGCCUGUCAUCCAAAAUGCUGAUCAUGUAUAUGCGUAUCUGCCAGAUGAGUCUUUCUACUUCUCGUAUACCAAAACCAAAAGCAGUAGCUACUUCCAUAAAAGUGCAAGGUCCCUUGCACAAUCUUCUUUAUAUAGCUCACCUAGCUUCAGUAUGCCAAUUGUUCCACAAGCUGAAGAAGUUGUUCUGAAGGAUGAAAUUAGAAGCAACAGCGAGCAAGUUGCUCAAUCCACAAAUCAGUCAUGGAUGAGUAUACUUUUCACGGUUCUGCUCUUUGUUGCUGCCCAUAUAUUUUCCUUGUCAAGUGAAUAUUGAUCACAGGAUGGAUUCCUUGUUCAGACUGACUGAAUGUUGAUGAUCAUGCUAUUGCACUUCUGGACUCAGAUGUGCCUUAUUUACUGUCGCACAAAAUUCAUCUAGUACCUGUUUCUACUACUCUAUAUUAUUUUGUAUAUUCAUCAAGGUCUAAGUAAAUUCUGUAAUCAUAUUGUAGGACUCUCUCACCAUGGUUAAGCUCCUGCAAGUAUGUAGUUAUGACUGGUUUCUACCGUUGUUUCAAGUUCUCAGUGUUUUUUUUGGAGACA